GGUCAUAAAUGUUUAGUGCGCCCCUAGUGGUCACAAGCGUAAUUACAACGACUGGACCCGACUUCGCACUCGCACGUUUGACUCCAUCUACAGCCGUCACGGCCAAGCAAGGAUCUACCACUCCACAAUAUGUCGAAAUUGCUGAAUUUGAAGGUGGAAGACCCAUCAUGCCUCUGGGCUCAGUUGGCGGGAGAUGGCGGCGUGGGGGCUGUUAGUAAAGAGCAGUACGACGAGCUGUUUGAUCAAAUGAAUCUCUUCUACAGCGAUGUCACCAGGGACGUGGGUAAAGUGAUAACCUCUUCCUUGGAGGUGGGACAGGUGUGUGUUGUGUAUUGGUCCCAGAUGAAGAAGUGGUGUCGGGCCCUGCUGGAGGCCAUCCUUACGGACUCAAUGGCGUGCUACGCACGCUGUUACUUGGUUGACCACGGAGAGCUGCUUGUUGUCCUUCUUCGGCAGAUCCGGUUGGCCGAGAAGGACUUUCUCCAGCUGCCGUACUGGAUGAGGAGAUUCCACCUGGCCAGGGUCAAACCAACAACCCUGCGCGUGUCUUUCUGUGAGAAGGCCAAGCUGGUCACGUCCAGUCGGUGGGACAGCUCAGCGACGUGCUACAUGUACAACCUGAUCCAAGCAUCCAGUCAGACGGAGGCCAUGUUGCUGGAGGACGAGUCCCACUCGACCGCCAUCGAGCUUUACGUGACCAUCAAAGACUCAAAGAUUUGUGUGAAUGAUGAACUUGUGGAGAGGAGCUAUGCUGUUUAUGACUAUGAGUCAGCUGACAGUCGCAAGCUGGACCAACUGGACCUACAGUUUGUCAGGUUUUCAGGCGACAUUCUAACUUCAACAACCUGUGAGCAUGUGUACAAGCCCCCAGCACGAACCCAGCUUCUUCCAGAGAAGAAAAUUCUGCCUCCUCCUGGUGUGGACACAGAUAAAACCACUUCACACGCCGAUGUGGAAACUUUGCCUCCUCCUGCCGCUUACGCUGAUGUGGAAACUUUGCCUCCUCCUGCCGCUUACGCUGAUGUAGAAACUUUGCCUCCUCCUGCCGCUUACGCUGAUGUGGAAACUUUGACUCCUCCUGCCGCUUACGCUGAUGUGGAAAUCACACGCCCUCUAACUGCUUGCACCGAUGUGUCUCAGAGCCAAGACUGCGACCUAAAAACCUCAGAGGGAAGCAGCCGGUCAGAGAAUGGACCACAGCCUGACUGCACCCAAUCAAAAAGUGACUCAACAGAGGACUCGGAUGCCUCUUUGGCUGCUGCUUUUAACACAAAUCUCAGUCUGUUUAGGCUUAUGAAGUUUCUCAAUCCUGGCUGCAGCUUCAAAGAGGCGGAGCCAACUUUGAGUCACCAAGAGGAUCCGAUAGAAGAUUCUACCAGCUCGCCCAAUGGCUGCACGGGAGAGGAAGUCGAGUCACCACCAGACCAAUCCGAUGUGAUGAAGACCAGCAGCAACAACGACUGGGCGUGCUCGAGACUUUUGGAGUGGUUGAAUCCACAGCCUCUCAAGCUCCAUUCAGAAGAUGAAGAUGAGCAGAUUAUCUCCAGUGCUCCUAAGAGAAGUGACAUGCUGGUGCACUCAGCCCUCCCAUUGGAGCCGUGCACGGGCUUAGAUGACGCACCCAUCACUGAUGGCCUCCGCACGUUGUUGCAGAGGAAGCGGUUUUGCCUUUCUCCUGCUGACCUCUUCAGCUGGCCUGCUGUGGCUCAAGGAAAUAACACCGUCGUCAUUUCCCAUGCUGGCGACCAACCUCGAAGCUACCUAGCACCCCUUCUCACUCACAUGCUGCUCAGCAGCUCCAUCUUGACCACCUCGUCCUCCAGAACAGGACCCGUAGCAGUCGUGUUGUGUCCUGGGUGGGAGAAAGUCCAGUUGGUGUGCGACCUGCUUGAGGAGAGCAAGGUUUCCCAGAGCCUCAGACCAUUCAGUGUGCUGCUGGGAACCACCAAAGACGAAGCUAAAUAUAUGAAGAUACCAAAAAACUCCCUGCUGUUAGUGACCACUCCCUUCAGUUUUGUUCGUCUGUUGUCAUGUCAUCGCUUCCUGUUCCUGCGUAUGGGUCACUUGGUGCUAGACGAGGCAGACCAGCUUUUCAUUCUCGCUCCAGAACAGAUGGAGUCCAUUUUGCAGCAUUUUCAGACAGUAAACUCCCGCAAGGAAAUGGCCUUGUAUCCGCAGCAGCUUGUUGCCGUGGCUAAGCGUUGGACAAGUCACAUGGAGGCAAUGGUAACCAACUACAUGCCCUACCCCUGCAUCACCAUAGCAGCUUCCGAAGAAGCAGCCCUUUAUGGCAACGUGCAGCAGGCUGUCCUCAUGACCUUAGAGAGCAACAAGAUCUCAGCGCUGUUGGCUGCGUUAGAUUUCAGGCCUGACGUCGGCCAGAAGACUUUAAUCAUCACCAACUCUGUUGAGGCGGUUGAAGACGUUUUUAAUGCUGUGAGCAGUAAAUCAGUGUUCUGUCUAAAGUCUCAUGGCGGUUUAAUUCACAACUUGGACUUUGUGGUCCAACAGUGGAGCAAAAACAUCGGGCCUGGGACUCACAUCAUUCUAGUCACCACCAGUGAGUGUCUGAGGUGUUUCGGGGUUACAGAUGCCACUUGUGUCGUCCACUUUGGCUUCCCGAGUUCACCCAAAUUGUUUGGAUGCCGACUGCUUUGCAUGAGCAGCAACUUAAGAAACCUCACAGAACCAGACUCAUCACAGGCCAGCUCCAGAGUCACCAGGUCUUUGCUGCUUGUCUCCGAGAAGAACACACGGCAUGUUAGCGCUCUUGUGCGCUACCUUAAGCGGACAAACGCUCUCCUGUCUCCAGAGCUGCUGUCAUUUGCCGAGAGCACAGAAACAGCCCGAGAGGAGCAGAAGACAGAGCGGCCACUCUGUCGCUACCUAAAGAGCUUUGGAGUGUGCAGGGCCAGCACUGUGUGUCCAGACCGUCACAGGAUCCUUCCUCAGCUGGAUGAAUCGGAUGUUCCCACUCCUGCUGUCAUACAGGUGUUGCCUCUCUACGUCAAGACAGCGUCAGUCUUUUAUGGACGUAUAAUCAGGAAAGAAGAUAGCACCUUUGACAGCAUGGCGGCCGACAUUGCCUCUGUCUAUGCUGACAAGAAACCUUAUCCUCAAGAGGUGCUGGAAGGAGGCUUGUAUGCAGUGCAGAAAAAUGACGUCUACCACCGGGUAAAGGUCCUAGCUACCCCCGACACGAAUGGCCAGCUGUUUUAUUGUGUCCGCUGUCUCUUUAUUGACAUUGGAAAAGAGGAAGAAGUCAAAUCCUAUGACAUCCUGCAGCUCCCAGAGAAGUUCCACUCUCUGCCCAGCCAGGCAGUGGAGAUGAUUCUCUGUCAGGUGAAGCCGAGUGAUGCAGAGGCGGACUGGCAUCCCAAGGUGACUAGAGCCAUCAGCCAGAAGAUCCAAGGUGUUCAGCACCGAGCCAGAGCUGUUUUAAGUCUUGGAAACACCAUCUUUUUUGAUUUAAUGGUUCGGGAGACUCACGUGCCCGGAAUGAAAACAGUCAUCAGUGAGUACAAUGUUCCCACGCUGAUUUUAAACACGGGAAUGGGAGAACGAAACCCGGAUCAUCUAGACCUGUUGAAGGGGUUGAGUCAGGACAAAGGUACCCACUGCAGUCAGGCGGAUCACUCAUCCGGGAACAAAGCUGAAGAACGAGUUCUGGUGGUGAAGAACCUUGAUGGUGCCGCACCCCCAGAUCCUCCCGAGUCUUUCCCGCAGCCUUCAGUUUGUGAUAUUGACGAUGCAGACAAGAAGACUGAUAUCCACACCACUGAUCUGAGUGGAACAGAAAGUGGAACUGACACCAGAACACACCAAGCUUCUCAUCUUAACCACAGCAGAGAUGGCGUUCCUGAUUGUGAUGACAAAAGAGACAAUCAGCAGAUCCUCAGUUGUCCUGGAGACGACAACAAUUAUACUACAAAAAGUCUGCACCCUCAGGUUCUGUGGUACCAGACGUCUGACUCGGUAACCGUCACGCUGAAGAUGAGGAACCCGCAGAGUCAGCGCUGUGACUUUCAUGCCGACCGUGUCGUGUACAGUGGCAGUGUGAAUGAGCGUCGCUACAGCGUCCAUUUGGACCUUCACGCCAACGUGGUGCCUGAGCGUUGCCGCUGGGAGCUCAAGUCCAACGAGCCCGUCCUCAGACUGACCAAACAGGAGCGGCACUCCUGGCCAACACUGCUCAAGAGCAAGAACAUUUUUGUGAGUUAUGACAUGGAGCACAUGGAGGAAGAAAACGACGAGUCCCCACAAGGUGAAUUCUUUUUGGGGGAAACAGGAGACGCCUGCUGUGUCGACUCGGACAGCAGCACAGACAGCGACUGAACCUGUGCUCUCUGUCACGAUUGACUGGACAGCAUAAAAUACUGCUCAUACCCUUACACACACACACACACACACACAUUGUGACUUGCUCAUGACAGGUACAAAUAAUUAUUUAAUCCUCUGUUGAUUUUGUAAAUUUCAACCCCUCACAAAUACCUGACAGUCCAGAUUUCUUUGGUAGUAAAUUUCAAAAUAUAGUAUAUAUCAAAUAUAGUAGAUACAGUUGGGGAAAUAAGUAUUUGAUGUUUACCGCCACAGAAAUAUAUAAACACUCCAGUUUUAAAGCAGGUUUAUUGUAAACGAGCAGGAAAGAAUGUACAACACAGUGGUACAUCAACUUACAAGUAAUUUGAGAUACAAGCUGCUUUUUGUUAUGCUUUAAGUUGCGAGCAUACUUAGUUACGGGCACAUACUUGGCCAAUGAAGCUGAUUCUGAUUUUAACCGUCAGUAAAUUUGUAACAGGGUUGUGCCGUUUAAGCAAAAAAUAGUAUAUAUAUAGUUAUACGGUGGUGAAAUGUGUCCUCUGCAUUUGACCCAUCCCCUUGUUCACCCCCUGGGAGGUGAGGGGAGCAGUGGGCAGCAUUUUUGGUGAUUUAACCCCCAAUUCCAACCCUCCCCUUGGUAGAAGAUGGAUGGAUUGAUGUAUUUACACGCCGAUGUUCAUGCUUCGUGUACAUACGUUUUUGAUUGAACAGUUGAGAAAGGCUUUUGAGCGCCACUCGCAGAUCGAUACAACCAUCGGAACUAAGAAAGUUAGUGCGAAGGAGAGGAAGCAGACUACCAAAUCAGAGAAACCGACCAAAAAAAUAAAUCCCCAACGGUUAGCAGAGUAUCCGGCAAGUCACCCCUGCCAAAGCAUCAGUUAGAUUUGCAAAGGCUGUGCAGCCAGCCACAAACAUCCAAGUGACGGACAUUUAUCCAUAAACAUUGAGAAGCUGCAGAUGCUGUGUUUGACGUGAUUUAGUUUGUUCUGUCUAAUCCUGACUCAACAAACUAGACAGACGAUUUCUUAGUUCUCGCAACCCCUGGAAUGAUAGAAUCUGCAGACUUGGAGGAUGUUCAUUCAGUUGUUUCAUUUUGUAGAAAAAAAAUCUGAUUCUCAAAUGGUAACUUUCUGGCUGUAACAAACACUGAAAUAAAUCAAGAAAAUAAAUUGUUAGUCGAAAAUAGUUACAUUUUUAGAUCAAGCAAAGUGAAACAAUUAUGGAUUAACUCAAUUCUGAAGAUAAAUUAUAGAAUCGUGAAAAACAUACGGAAUAAACCCCUACAACACACCAGUAGUACUUUGUUGCUCCACCUUUGGCUUUUAUAACAGCUUGCAUUCUCUGAGGCACGGACUUUACGAGUGACAAACAGAACUCUUCAUCAGUCUUGCUCCAACUUUCUCUCAUUGCUCUUGUCAGAUCAGCUUUGCAGGUUGGAGUCUUGUCAUGAACUGUUUUCUUAAAUUUCCACCACUUACAGUGCAUCUGGAAAGUAUUCACAGUGAUUCCCUUUCUCCACAUUACAGCCUUAUUCCAAAAUGGAAAACAUGUCCUCAAAACUCUACACACGAUACCCUAUAAUGACAAUGUGAAAGUUUUUUUUUUAAUUUUGCUAAUUUAUUAGAAAUAGAAAAUCACAUGAACAAAACCCAAAACCAGUGAAGUUGGCAUGUUGUGUAAAUAAAAACAGAAUACAAUGAUUUGUUGCCAUCCAUGCAACGUUAUCAUGGACACCCCUGCUUAUUUCAGCAAGACAAUGCCAAGCCACGUGUUACAACAGCGUGGCUUCGUAGUAAAAGAGUGCGGGUACUAGACUGGCCUGCCUGUAGUCCAGACUUGUCUCCCAUUGAAAUUGUGUGGCGCAAUGUGAAGCGUAAAAUACGACAGCGGAGACUCCAGACUGUUGAACAACUUAAGCUGUACAUCAAGCAAGAAUGGGAAAUAAUUCCACCUGAAAAGCUUCAAAAAUGUGUCUCCUCAGUUCCCAAACGUUUACUGAGUGUUGUUAAAAGGAAAGGCCAUGUUACACAAUGGUAAAAAUGCCCCUGUGCCCACUUUUUUGCAACGUGUUGCAGCCAUGAAAUUCUAAGUUAAUUAUUAUUUGCAAAAAAAAUUAUGUUUCUCAGUUCGAACAUUAACUAUCUUGUCUUUGCAGUCUAUUCAAUUGAAUAUAAGUUGAAAAGGAUUUGCAAAUCAUUGUAUUCUGAUUUUAUUUACGAUUUACACAAUGUGCCAACUUCACUGGUUUUGUACAUAAGUAUUUAAAGCCUUUGCUCAAUACUUCGUUGAUGCACCUCAGGCAGCCAUCUCAGCCUCAAGUCUUUUUGAAUACGACGCUACAAGCUUGGCACACCUAUUUUUGGGCAGUUUCGCUCAUUCCUCUCUGCAGCACCUCUCAUGCUCCAUCAGGUUGGAUGGUUGCUGCAUUCAUCUUUCCCUUUAUCUUGACUAGUUUCCCAGUUCUUGCCGCUGAAAACCAUCACCACAGCAAGAUGCUGCCACCACCAUGCUUCACUGUAGGGACGGUAUUUUCCGGGUGAAGAGCGGUGCCUGGUUUCCUCCAAACAUGACGCCUGGCAUUCAUGCCCAAGACUUCAAUCUUUGUCUCAUCAGACCAGAGAAUUUUGUUUCUCAUGGUCUGAGAGUCUUUCAGGUGCAUUUUGGCAAACUUUUCACCAAGAAAUGGCUUCGACCUGGCCACUCUACUAUACAGGCCUAAUCGGUGGAUUGCUACAGAAAUAAAGGUUUGCCUCUCUCCACAGAAGAAUGCUGGCCCUCUGACCAUUGGAUUCUUGGUCACCUUCCUGUCUAGACUAAGAUGAAUGCAGCAAUGCACAGAGACAUCCUGGAUGAAAACCAACACAUCCCAUCCUAACCUGAUAGAGCGUUCUGUCUUGAUGCUUUGAGGUUUUCCUUGGUCUACCAGUAUGAUUGCCCUUCUCUACCUUCCCACGUUGUUUGCACUUGGUCCACAUUUUACAAAAAUUUGAAUGUGAACAAUUCACAUCUUUUGCAACAUUUUACCUUCUCGAAGAAGUUUGGUAAUCCUUUCCUUUGUUUCAAUUGAUAGCUAUCGGGUUGUAGCCAUGAUUCAUGUCAAUCCACCUGCUGCAACAGCUCUCCAGGGUGUGGUUUUCACGCUGCUUUAUUUGAAAAAAACAACAACCUGUUAUUUAUUUUCUCGAUUUCAUUUAGUGUUGCUAAAGCCAGAAAGUUGCCAAUUGAAAUGACUAUAGAUUUGUGUUGGGCUUUAUGGCCACACAACCGCUCUUGUCAGGUUCCCAAUCAAAUACUUAUUUCUCCCAAUGUAUCAUUAUUUUAUUACUUUGUCUUUCUCCCUCUCUUAAAAUAAAUACUGGACUGUAUUUGCAAAGGCCUUUCUUCACUCCUCUUUAUUCAUUGCUUAAUCUUUGGCAGGCAAUUAUGUUCAAAUUCAAUACUUUUCCUUCUCACUUUUAAGAUGCUCAUGUGUUUGAGAGGCAGUGAUUUGUGUUCAUGUCACUCACUCUGGGGAGGCGUGGCUCGGUUGGUAGAGCGGCCGUGCCAGCAACUUAAGGGUUCCAGGUUCGAUCCCCGCUUCCGUUUUCCUUGUCACUGUCGUUGUGUCCUUGGCCAAGACACCAGUGCCACCCACACUGGUUUAAGUGUAACUUAGAUCAUGGGGUUCACUAUGUAAAGCGCCUUGAGUCACUAGAGAAAAGCGCUAUAUAAAUAUAAAUCCCUUCAUUCUGCUUUGAUUCAGGAGUUACUGAGGGGAAAUACUGUACAUUAGUUUAGAUACAGUACAUGUUUGUGGUCACAUGGCUGUCUUGUUUGGUUUGUUCUUUUUCGCUGCUUCUUUCAUUUGAGGUGUUUUCCAUGUGAUCCACUAUGAAAAAAAUAAAUAUAAAAAGCAACAGUC
Molecule: messenger RNA, 8221 nt
Organism: Entelurus aequoreus (snake pipefish)
Lineage: Eukaryota; Metazoa; Chordata; Actinopteri; Syngnathiformes; Syngnathidae
Gene: tdrd12
Product: tudor domain containing 12
Exons: 36
Coding region: 130-4335 (1401 amino acids)
Biological process (GO): transposable element silencing; germ-line stem cell division
Molecular function (GO): nucleic acid binding; ATP binding
Source: RefSeq, a predicted model, not a curated record